AGGAUGACGACUUCGGGCGCUCUGUUCCCGAGCCUGGUGCCAGGCUCCCGAGGCUCCUCCACCAAGUACCUGGUGGAGUUCCGGGCGGGCAAGAUGUCCCUGAAGGGGACGACGGUCACCCCGGACAAGCGCAAGGGGCUGGUGUACAUCCAGCAGACUGACGACUCCCUUAUUCACUUCUGCUGGAAGGACCGGACGUCGGGCAGCGUGGAGGAUGACCUGAUCAUCUUCCCUGACGACUGUGAAUUUAAGCGGGUGCCUCAGUGCCCCAGUGGGAGGGUCUACGUGCUCAAGUUCAAGGCAGGAUCCAAAAGGCUCUUCUUUUGGAUGCAGGAGCCCAAGACCGACCAGGAUGAGGAGCACUGCCGGAAGGUCAACGAGUGCCUGAACAACCCCCCAAUGCCUGGUGCGCUGGGGGCCAGUGGCAGCAGUGGCCACGAGCUCUCUGCGCUCGGCGGUGAGGGUGGCCUCCAGAGCCUGCUGGGGAACAUGAGCCACAGCCAGCUCAUGCAGCUCAUCGGACCCGCUGGCCUGGGGGGACUCGGUGGGCUUGGGGCCCUGACUGGGCCGGGCCUGGCCAGCUUACUGGGGAGCGGAGGGCCUCCAGCCAGCAGCUCAUCAUCCAGCUCCCGGAGCCAGUCGGCUGCGGUCACCCCCUCCUCCACCACCUCUUCUGCCCGUGCCACCCCAGCCCCUUCUGCACCAGCAGCCGCCUCUGCGACCAGCCCGAGCCCCGCGCCCAGUUCAGGUAAUGGAACCAGCACAGCAACAAGCCCAACCCAGCCCAUCCAGCUGAGUGACCUGCAGAACAUUUUAGCCACUAUGAACGUGCCAGCAGGGGCAGGCGGCGGCCAGCAAGUUGACCUGGCGAGCGUUCUCACGCCGGAGAUCAUGGCUCCUAUCCUGGCCAAUGCUGAUGUCCAGGAGCGUCUACUGCCCUACCUGCCUUCAGGGGAGUCGCUGCCCCAAACCGCAGAGGAGAUCCAGAACACGCUGACCUCACCCCAGUUCCAGCAGGCCCUGGGCAUGUUCAGCGCAGCCCUGGCCUCGGGACAGCUGGGCCCCCUCAUGUGCCAGUUUGGUCUGCCUGCGGAGGCUGUGGAAGCCGCCAACAAGGGCGAUGUGGAAGCAUUUGCCAAAGCUAUGCAGAACAAUGCCAAGUCAGAGCCGAAGGAGGGUGACUCCAAAGACAGGAAGGACGACGAGGAGGACAUGAGCUUGGAUUAAG
Chrysochloris asiatica (Cape golden mole) is the source of this 1228-nucleotide messenger RNA. RefSeq names its product adhesion regulating molecule 1 (gene ADRM1). Gene Ontology annotation, molecular function: proteasome binding; endopeptidase activator activity; ubiquitin binding. Lineage: Eukaryota; Metazoa; Chordata; Mammalia; Afrosoricida; Chrysochloridae. Gene Ontology annotation, cellular component: proteasome regulatory particle, lid subcomplex; nucleus; cytoplasm. Gene Ontology annotation, biological process: ubiquitin-dependent protein catabolic process. The coding region runs from base 4 to 1227 and encodes 407 amino acids. The transcript is spliced from 9 exons. The record is from RefSeq and is a predicted model, not a curated record.